AUGCAAACACGGGCGGAAGUCCUAAUUAUCCGUAACUCACCCUUGGAAGGGGACGAUCGAAAGCAGCCUCGAGCACAGCAGCACGAGGUAGCACUUGAUGGUCUCCAGAGAAAUGCCUUUGCACGACUUCGCCGAAGUGAUGCAGUACGUCACCACGAUGAAGCUGAGGCAGCUGAUCAUGGACGACAGCGUCAGCAAAAACGAGAAGUCGCCAUCGGAGAAGAGCUUGUACAAAAUAAUGAGCGCCACGAAGAAUCCACAGUAGAUCCAAUUCUCCCCCCUGUCGAGCCGCAGCAGUUGAGAUAUCUUGGCGCCAAUGGCGGACGCAGUGGUCUGCUUUUUAUACGCCAUCGCUCCGUCACGGUGGAACAGCUACACUGCACAGUAGGCCCUUCAAUUUAG
Molecule: messenger RNA, 402 nt
Organism: Babesia ovata
Lineage: Eukaryota; Apicomplexa; Aconoidasida; Piroplasmida; Babesiidae
Product: response regulator receiver, putative
Exons: 1
Coding region: 1-402 (133 amino acids)
Source: RefSeq, a predicted model, not a curated record